ACCAAUCUUCAAGUUCGUUCUACAUAAAACGCUGACAUCUAAACGUCUUUCGUUAAGAAACAUCAAAACAAAAUGCCAAUUUCUUAAAGUUUAAGCCAAAUAAAUUGAAUAAAUAAAUCCUGGUGAAACACAAAAACAACAUCGAGAAAAUGUCUAGUCUUCAGAAGUCGGUGCUUAAAUCUCGUUUGCCACCGGCAGUUCCGUCAUCGACAAGAUCAAGAGAUGGCUCAUUUAAAAAAAACCGACAGAAGGAUUACACGCCCACGAUGUGGAGUGAAUACUUUCACGAACAGAAAGAUGUCAAGAUCGACAAUCAGCAUUUUCGCGUAUAUUUGUCACGGUCACCAACGGAAGAAUCUGGGCCGCUGAUAGUAUUGUUACAUGGUGGCGGAUUCUCGGCAUUGACAUGGAGCCUAUUUGUUACUGAAAUCACAGCUGUGUUACAUUGUCAAUGCAUGGCAAUCGAUUUACGCGGACAUGGUGACACCAAAACGACAGACGACCAAGAUUUGUCGGCAACAACCUUGGCAACUGACGUGGCCAAGGUUUUGGAAGCACUGUAUCCCGAAAAUCCUCCACCAAUCAUGAUCGUUGGCCAUUCAAUGGGCGGAGCGAUCUGUGUACAUAUUUCACAUUUGCGUCUGAUUCCAACAUUACUGGGAUGCGUUGUCAUUGACGUCGUAGAAGGAACCGCUAUGGAUGCACUAGCGAGCAUGCAGAGCUUUUUGAGAUCUCGACCAUCACACUUUAAAAGUAUCCAACACGCCAUCGAAUGGAGCAUUCGAAGUGGACAGAUACGCAACGUCGACUCGGCCAAAGUAUCUAUGCCCGGACAAAUUGUUAAUUGUGGCAGCGGUUUGCUAGCAACCAACGAACUACCUCUUCCCACAGGUGAAACCGAAUCAUCUCCGCCAAUCAAAUUCACAAACCCAUUAGCGAUAUCUGAGGAUGCUGAGCUGGAGACGACGGAUGAACCAACUGUUUUCCCAUCGUUCAAAACACCCACCGACUUGACGGACAAUAAAAAAUAUCGUUGGCGAAUCGAUUUAGCAUCGUCCGAAAAAUUUUGGACUGGCUGGUUCGAAGGCUUGAGUCAAAAGUUCUUGGACCUUCCAGUUCCGAAACUGCUGUUACUCGCCAGCAUUGAUGGUCUCGACAGGACAUUAACCGUUGGUCAAAUGCAAGGAAAAUUUCAAAUGCAAGUAUUGGCCAGAUGCGGUCAUGCUGUGCACGAAGAUCGACCACAUGAAGUAGCAGAAGUGAUUGCCUCGUACAUGGUACGAAAUAAAUUCGCAAAACCGUCCACCGAUUUUGUGCGACAAAUGCCAGCAUGUUAGCACAAAAGGCGAAUCGGCAGACACGAUAGAUGUUAUUUUAAAAAUUUCAAGAAAAAUUAUAUUUGUAACGUGGAUGUGCGCACCUAUUGACGGUGCUUAGUGUUUAGCGUAGAGUACACGAUUUCAAGUCUAACAUACAACUCAAAUAGAAAUAUUUCGCUUCAAA
Bradysia coprophila is the source of this 1503-nucleotide messenger RNA. RefSeq names its product protein phosphatase methylesterase 1. Gene Ontology annotation, molecular function: protein methylesterase activity. Gene Ontology annotation, biological process: protein demethylation. The record is from RefSeq and is a predicted model, not a curated record. NCBI's taxonomy places the organism in Eukaryota, Metazoa, Arthropoda, Insecta, Diptera, Sciaridae.